This is a messenger RNA of Symbiodinium pilosum, 290 nucleotides long. Lineage: Eukaryota; Dinophyceae; Suessiales; Symbiodiniaceae. The record is from the annotation of a GenBank genome assembly.
GGCAAAGGAUGAGGAUGGAUCCUACAAACGUGGUCGACAGGGACAUGUUCUUCCAAAAUGCCUUUCCCUACCUGGAAGUGAGGCGGCCCUUUAUCCUCGGCACCCACAGACGACAGUGGAAAGCCACCAUUUCUCACUGGUUUAUCAAAUUUCUCGAAGAGGAAGGGAAGUUGAAAAGACUGUUCACUCAGAACAUCGAUGGUCUCGAUUACCAAACCGGCAUCUCGCCUGCUAUCGUGACAAAUGUGCACGGCAGCAUUGCGCGCGUCUCAUGCGAAGGAUGCGGGAAG